This is a messenger RNA of Saccoglossus kowalevskii, 2236 nucleotides long. Its product is annotated as poly(ADP-ribose) glycohydrolase-like. Lineage: Eukaryota; Metazoa; Hemichordata; Enteropneusta; Harrimaniidae. Gene Ontology annotation, molecular function: poly(ADP-ribose) glycohydrolase activity. Gene Ontology annotation, cellular component: nucleus; cytoplasm. The record is from RefSeq and is a predicted model, not a curated record. Gene Ontology annotation, biological process: carbohydrate metabolic process; ATP generation from poly-ADP-D-ribose; nucleotide-sugar metabolic process.
CAUCGAAUGCGUGAACCCGAAGUGCAAGUUAUCAACAAGACUCGACGGACUUCAUCUUUUCUCAACACAUUUGACUCCGAUCGUUUUACGAUUGCUCGCUAAUAUUUUAAAAUCGACCUACAAUUAAAUAAUGAAUGACGAGGAACCAAAGAGAAAACGGUUUAAGCGAAAUAGUAUUCUCGACGGUUUCCGAAAACAACGACAAUUGUCUUUUGUCAGUCAAAGUGUGAAAGGAGUGAAGACUACGAAAUCCGAAGAUAAGCUGAAAACGAAAGUGCCGGACCAAGUUGAAGAUAACAACUCUGAAAAAGAGUUGUCAGAUUGUCAAACUAUCAAGGAAGUUCAAGUACAAGGCGUAGACGACAUGGAUGUGUCCCAACGAGAAAUACUCGCAAAUGCAGCUGAAGCAAGAAGAUCUGAUUCCACCGAUGUAGAGUCACAAGAAUUACAAAUGUUGACAACAAUGAAUAGAACACGUGUCUGUAAGGGAACGGAUAUAUCAGAGUUGAACACUACUCCAGGGUGUGCUGCACAGUUACCGACCCUAAAAGGAGACAAACAACAUAUAGUUCUAUUCCGGCCUCACCUACGUGAUGGUGACUCACCCAGACCGUGGCCAGAUACCUAUAGGGAUCACUGGGAUCCAGAUCAUGUUAAAAUGCCUUGUUCCAAAGAAAAUCUGUAUCCUGUAGAUGAUGGGAGUGGUCAAAAGAAACUGAGGGGUAGAUGGGAACUCAUACAAGAGACUCUUCUUGGAGAAAUAAAAAGUUCUCUUGACUUAGAAGAAGCCAUAUUGAAAUACAACAGUCGUUAUUCCAAUAGAUGGGACUUCAGAGGCUUACAUGGCUAUUUUACUGAAGUGAUUGAUGCUACAGAAGCUAUUCAUUUUUUUAACAAGACUUUACCAGAUCUGGUUAGACUAGCUUUGCAAUUGCCAAAUAUUUGUACACAGGCACUUCCUUUACUGAAGAAACAAGAGAACAUGAGUAUAACAAUGUCGCAACAACAGAUAGCGUGUUUGCUCGCCAACGCAUUCUUUUGUACAUUUCCAAGACGUAAUGCAAAACAGAGGCAAUCAGAGUAUGCCAGUUACCCAGAUAUUAAUUUUGUACAGUUAUUCAAAGGAGGAAGAAGUGGCGUUGAACCGAGAAAAGCUGAAAAAUUGAAAUGUAUUAUGAAUUAUUUUCAAAGAAUAACAACUGAGAUGCCCACAGGGACAGUAACUUUCUCACGGAGAGUUUUACAUGAUUUGCCACGGUGGGAUAAAUGUUCUGAAGAAUUACCACGGAUACAUACUACUUCAUGCGGUACAAUAGAAGAUGAUGGACUUGGCAUGUUACAGGUUGAUUUUGCCAACAAGUACAUUGGAGGUGGUGUAUUGGGAUGGGGGUGUGUCCAGGAAGAAAUUCGGUUUAUGAUCUGUCCAGAAAUGAUUAUAUCCAGGUUAUUUACUGAGUCUCUAGAUAAUAAUGAAUGUUUAGUCAUGACAGGUUGUGAGAGAUACAGUAACUACACAGGAUAUGGGGAUUCCUUUUUAUGGGAUGGUAACUUUAAAGACAACACAACAAGGGAUUCUUGGGGUAGGAUUUAUACAGAGGUAGUGGCAAUAGAUGCAAUACAUUUCAGCAACCCUAAAGACCAAUUUAAACCUGGUAUGGUUAAAAGAGAACUUGAUAAGGCUUAUGUUGGUUACUAUGGUGAUGAUGUAUUACCCAGACAUCUCUCUGCCAUAGCAACAGGUAAUUGGGGAUGUGGUGCAUUUCGUGGUGAUCCAAGACUGAAAGCACUUAUUCAACUGAUGGCAGCCGCUGUUGCCAAGCGAGAUCUGGUGUACUUUACAUUUAAUGAUGUAAAACUAGCAGAAGAUAUCUACAAUAUGCAUGAAUAUAUUAAAGCAGGAGGCCUGUCUGUUGGUGAGCUGUGGAGUGCAAUCAAAGAAUUUCAUGAACAUUUUUGUACCGGAAGGAAGAAGACUGCGCCCCUUACACUGUAUCAGUACAUACACAGACGGUAUAGUGAUUCUGACAGUUCAACUGGGGAAGACGAUGUCUCUACCACACCAUGGGAAAAAGAUAUUGCAUCACUGAUCAGCUGCUCUAGACCUGAAUUUGACUAUGUGUGUGAGACAGUAUCAAGACUGGCUCGAUUAUCAGCAACAGCAACAGCAACAUUGCCAUCUAAGCUGCUGACUUGUUUGCUAUGUACGUCUUCGAGAUCAUUACCUGAUUUGAACUAG